GGGUGCCCUGGAAAAGCCUAUCUUGGAAAGCCUGAAAUUCCACAGAAUCAUUGACUUUUUAGGGUUACAAGGGACCUCUUGAGAUCAUCUAGUCCAACCACCUGCCAAGGCAGGGUCACUUAGAGCAGGUUACACAUUUUCUGCUUUGAGACAGAACUGAAACCAAACGGAAAAGCUACCAAAACGCAUGCCCACUCACCGUAUGCACAGCCACCAGGACAAGAUGCUAACAGAGCAUCUCCACAAUCACGCAGUUAAUUUAUCAAGGCGCGGGACUCCAGUUCGGCUCUUUACUGGAGGCGUUUCCCUUUCGUGGUUCCACAGCGCGGCUGGCGGCGGGGAAGGCGCCGAUGGGAUCACGAGCCGCAAAUUCCGGGCGGACUGGGCUUUCCGGCAGCGGGACUUCGAGAAAGCCCUGUGUGAAUAUUCAGAGUGCCUGCUACUCUUACCUGCCAGCAACGUUGCAAUGAGACGAGAUGUCCAGGAGGGCCAGGCUCGGUGUUUAUCUCGCCUAGGAAGGCACAAGGAGGCUCUGGAUAUUGCAGAAAAAAUGAGAAACAGCGCUACUAACACAGAUCACUUAACAACAGUUCUCAGCCUGCAGUUUUCCAUUUACCAGGGUCUGGAAAAUGUAGAAAAAAAGAUGAUGUGUCUGCAGCAGCUGAUCUGCUUACAUCCUUUCAAUCCCUGGUUCUGGAAGUUACUUGCUGAAGCUUAUAUGAGCCUUUUACAGACUUUGUCUCCCUUGGUCAUUCCAGAAGCAAAUCUAAAUCAGUCUGAAGAGGUUUGUGUAAGUAAUAGUCGUUUCAAAACAUUGACUGGCGGGGAGAUUAAUGUGCAGCCUUGCAGAUCAGAUGGCCAGAAUGAAGGCCCUUGGUUCAGCCCUGCUGCAGAAACAAAGGGGGCAAGUGCAGUGACUUGUCCCAGCAGCCAAGUGGUGAAAGAAUUCCUCUGCACUUCAGGAGAACUGGAAUGGACGGACAAAGAGAAAUGUGCAGAUUCCAAGUCCUGGAAGCAGAACAUGUUAAAGAAAGUUGAGAUAAAAGCAUGUGCCUCGUUUAUUAGAGCAAGGCUCUUACUUCAGCUUACUCAGUCACAACAGUUGUCCUUUGUCCUAGAGAAGAACAGAAAAAGUCAAAAAGAAAUUGAUGACAAAGUGGCUCUACUUGGUUUUGAUGAAAACUCCUUGCUGUUGAUGACCAAAGCUAUGGGGCAGGAUCUUAUACCAGAAAAACUAAAAGAGGAGUUUCAGGGUGAGGUAAAAUGCAUAGGCCCUUCAGCAUUGUCAUCACUGGUAACUGCUUCAGUCAUGGAAUUUGAAAUCAAAUGGUUUGGUAAUCUCCAAGAUUAUUUAUGUCACUUUGACAGACAAUUUUAAUGAAAUAUGUAUCUCCCACCUUCAGUAAUAUAGAUGUUUUGUUGUAUUUAUUUUUGUAUUUCCAAAUGAUUAUGGAAUGAUACAUGCA
Molecule: messenger RNA, 1466 nt
Organism: Hirundo rustica (Barn swallow)
Lineage: Eukaryota; Metazoa; Chordata; Aves; Passeriformes; Hirundinidae
Gene: C1H8orf76
Product: chromosome 1 C8orf76 homolog
Exons: 6
Coding region: 188-1378 (396 amino acids)
Molecular function (GO): protein binding
Source: RefSeq, a predicted model, not a curated record